Molecule: messenger RNA, 2632 nt
Organism: Drosophila subobscura
Lineage: Eukaryota; Metazoa; Arthropoda; Insecta; Diptera; Drosophilidae
Exons: 5
Coding region: 398-1489 (363 amino acids)
Molecular function (GO): acyltransferase activity, transferring groups other than amino-acyl groups
Source: RefSeq, a predicted model, not a curated record
AAUAAAAAAAUAAAUCUGUGAUUCGCAUAUAAAAAAGAAAACAAAACAAAAGAAUAAAGACAGCAAUUAUUUUCAUACUGCACUUUUUCCAAAAGAAACCAAAAAAACAAAACCAAUAAAAAUUUUAUGAUAAAAGCAUAUAAUUUAUUAAACACAUUUUAACACAAAACAAAAAAUAAACAAACUAAAAGACAUAACAUAUAAAAAGUAAAAUAAAUAAAAACGGCACACGCAAUAGCAGCGGACACGCCUCGAGGAUAAGGCCAAGAACCACAGCAGAAGCCACCGCAACCGCAACACCGCAGCAGCAGCAGCAGCCGCAGCCGCACGACACCGAACCGCAGCAGCAGCAACAACAACAAAUUCACACAAGGUCAACGGAAUUAAUAUUUUUUAAAUGGAAAUCAUUCCUGAAGGUAAACACUUUCGUUUGGUGCAUGAAUCAGAGCUUCCAGAAAUUUUGGUAACUUUAGAGCGCUAUCUGCCGGAAUCAUUAAAGUUUCAUCAAACCAUAAAAACGUACCUGAAUGAUCGUAUUUGGGAUUUUAAGUUUUAUGUUGCCAAAGAUUGGCCCGAAAAACCAAUAAUACUUCAUUUUCCAGGAUGCACGCUUGCGCCGCACAACAACAUUUACCAAACUCUGGGCAUAUUUUGCCCAUCCGCACACAUCGAGCAUAUCGAUAUGAUGCGCACCGAAAAUGUACUUAUAGAUUGGCAGAAGCCUAUGUACCUGAACUUUACGCACAUCGCCAUUAUGAAUCGCCUGGAUGACUUCUACUCGAAGUUUGGGGUGAUGGAGCGACUCAGUGGUGAUAUUUAUGUGUGCAAGAAGCUCAAUGCGGAAUUGGAGCUGGAACCGCUGCCGGAGGAUGCGGAGAUGCGUCUGCUGACCCUCGACAACGUGCAGGGCAUACACGAACUAUAUCCUGCCAAUGAAAUCGAAUGCGUUCGGCUCUUUGACAUACUUGUGCGUAAGCUGCCCGGCUUGGGCAUCUUUCGCAAGGACACCAAUGAGCUGGCCGCAUGGAUGGUCCACUCGUAUUAUGGUGCCAUGUUUUCAAUGCAAACACGUCCAGAUUAUCGUCGCAUGGGUUAUGGCAUUCGUUUGGCCAAAUCUUUGACUCAGUUGGUCAUUGAGCGUGGCUAUACGCCCUUCGUUGUGAUACGUCCAGGGAACGAUGCAUCCCGCAGUCUGUACACGAAGCUUGGCUACGAGAAGGCCUUCGAGACGUGCCGCGUGCGUAUGACGCCCGAUUGCUAUGAGGACAGCACAGUGGGCACCAUAAGUAACUCAUCCUAUGCCAAGUUUCCGCCGCUACCUCAGGGCGAGUGCGUCAUUGUGGCGGGGCGUAAGGUGGGGCCCGGCGACAGCCAGAGCCAGACCGUCGACGAGGGCAUCGAGGAUAUGUUGGCUGAAAAAUGUGAUAUCCGCAGCGAUGAGGCAAGGCCCAAGACCACAACGGACGAGGGCAUUGGCGAGGACAAGUAGUAGGACAAACAGAUUUCGGCGCCUAUACCUACGCUAAUACUUAUGCUUAAAGCUGUAAGCACCACUCUUAGGACUCUUUAGGACAGACAGGACACAAAAAGAACAAGGCACAACAGAACAAGUGGCGCUGAUUUUUUAAAAACAAUUUAAAACAUAUUAAUGGGAAAACUUACGAGUAUAUUUAUAGAUGGUAUAUGAAGCUUCCUCACACAGACAGCAUGGCGGAGAGAGCGAAUCGUCGGAGUGCGCGGACAUUUCGACAGCAGUUAAAUAUUGGAUUUAUUUUAUAAUGGGGGUAUUGAUAAACAAUUCGAGAUCAAAGUCUACGUAGAGAAUGAACAAAAAAACAAACAAGAAACCAGAAAGAGACAAAACAAAUGCUGAAGUCCGACAAUUUUUAAAAAGCGAAACGAAGACAGACAGAAAGAGAAAGAGAAAGAGAGCGAAAGCGAGAGAGAGAGAAACUUUUAAUUUUUUGCUAAAAAUGCUUUUACAAAAAUGAACUCCAAGAACGUGGAACAAGCACAAAAAACGAAGGAAAGAAUGACAUAAAAUAAAAGGAGCGCAUCAAUUUAUUAUAAACUACUAUAUAUAUAUAUUAUAUAUUAACUCUAUAUAUCAAAUUGUUAAAUGAACUAAACGAAAACACACAACAACAACUAACUACUUCUCUCUUCUGGCUCUACACGCGACAACAGCAACAACAAAAGGAAACUCUCUGAAAACAAAAGGAAAUACAAAUCCAACAAUUAUUUCGCUUGGGCCAUGGAACAGAGCUUUGCACACGUUUCCUCCUCCUCCUCCUCCGCCUCUUUUUUGUGACUAUUUAAAUGCAGCCCAAAUACUAUAAGACAAAUAUAUUUUUCAGAUAAUAUUCCAAUAAUUUCUGUGCCCAAACGAAAUGAUUUGAUUUUUGAGACGAGGCAGACAUUUGGAUUUUUAGGCUUUUUUCAAAUUUAUAUAUACAAAAAAAAAAUACCCCAAAAGAAAGGAUAAACGAACAAAAAGCGAAAACCAAAACAAAAACAAAUACAACAAAUAAAUAUAUAUAUUUUAUUAUUACGAAAUUUUAUUAAACUAUGCAAACGAGUACUCAAUGAUCAAUGAUUUUUUGCUCCUAUUUAGCCUGAACUAAACAAAAAA